Macroventuria anomochaeta is the source of this 2654-nucleotide messenger RNA. RefSeq names its product HET-domain-containing protein. The coding region runs from base 101 to 2575 and encodes 824 amino acids. NCBI's taxonomy places the organism in Eukaryota, Fungi, Ascomycota, Dothideomycetes, Pleosporales, Didymellaceae. The transcript has a single exon. The record is from RefSeq and is a predicted model, not a curated record.
AUGGCCAACUCAAAGCAUACCCAUCCAAACACAAUGCAUUGCUGGCCUUUACCGAUCUCCGUACAACCUCAUUGACAGGACGGAACGGACUCUCCAUCUGAUGGAUUCGACAAUGGAAUCACAAGAUCUCGCUCAUAGCCACUCACGCAUCUGCCAAUUCUGCGUCACAAUCCUCACCUCGUAUCCUGCGUUCCACGACCCGCGGUAUCCUCCAUUGAGACUUCAAGGAUUGCAUCGUUGCUUCCAUGCGGAAUGUACCAACUGCUCGCUUGGGGACAAUAACGGUACCCUUUGUGCGCAAUGCGACCAUCUGCGACUGGAGCAUCUUAUCUGCUGUCGGCAGGAUCAGACACCCUUCUCGCUGACUGUUCGCUUUGGCACGUUUGACACAAUCAAGACAACUGAGCAUUGCAGCUUUCAUCGGCUUUUGCUUCUGUCAGCACACACAUUCAUCCAAGCUUUUCGUCCUGAACAUGUACCGCCACCCGCGAUCGAGUUUUCUUUAUACAUAGUAUCAGGCGAGCUGGCCUCCACCUUCGGGACGAUGUUUCUGAUCGGUUCAGCCCCGGAUUUCAGCCGGUGUAUGCCAGCACUCAAAACGUACAUCUCCAUAUUGAAUCUGCAUAAUGCGAUGCCCCGGCCCCCAUCGUCACAAAUCUUUCUUUCAAGCUUGAUAGACUGGAAGACAAUUCGGUCUUGGAUCAGACGCUGCGAGAUCCAACACUCGCAGUGCUCAUCUGCAGCGCUGAAUUCAUCAAGAAUGGCCCUGCCUAAGGGCUUCCAAUUGGUCGACGUUCUACAUCGCCGAGUCAUCCAGCCUGAAGUUGAGCGUUGCCGGUACGUGGCUCUAAGUUACACUUGGGGAAAAGAUCCGGACGAGUCUGGUCACAAAGCCAGCAUGUCAACCAUUCGAGAACUGAGGGCCAAAGGCGGACUCUGUGCUGCAAGGAUGCCAAUCACUAUUGAAGAUGCUAUACAAGCGUGUUUUGGCCUAGGCGAAAGGUAUAUAUGGGUGGAUCGUCUCCGUAUUGUACAAGACAACUUUGAAGAAAAGGAAGAGCAGAUCGCAGGUAUGACAGCCAUCUUCGCACGGGCGGUUUUUACCGUCAUCAUUGCGCAUGGCAACGGCAUGAAUGACGAACUUCCGGGCAUUGGGAAAUUGCGAGACUAUCCUACGGCUGUUGAGCGCUUCAACGACCUCCAGAUCCGCACCUGCCUGCCUACAUUCGAGUCCGCUGUCACAACCUCGGUAUGGGCUACCCGAGGUUGGACCUAUCAAGAAAAGCUUCUUUGCGAGAGGAAGUUAUAUAUAACCUCAUCUCAAGUCUUCUGGAUGUGCAGGGCAGGUGUUGUGUCAGAAAUAGACACCCCGAACGAAGAUAAUGGAGGAUGGACAGCCGCUAAUAUUCCUAUCACCAAUCGCUUCAGCAGGGCGGAGCUCUUGAGGGCUCCUGGCCAGCUCGAACCUUUCCAGGCUUAUGUAAAACACUCAGCAAACUACAACAGCCUAUCGUUGACAUACUCCUCAGACAUCUACAACGCGUUCACCGGCAUACUUUGUGCACUAUAUGCACCAUCCAACCAUAUGAAAUCAAGUAUUUACAACUUACCACUGAAGGAUUUCGAUGCAGCGCUCCUAUGGCAUCAUAUACCAGGCAAAAAAUCUUCUUUACGACAACGUCAUGCGGAUUUCUACAUCCCGUCUUGGACCUGGUCAUCCAAUACUGGUAAGCUGAACAUGGUUUCAAGCUUCCUUGGUUCCCUGGUCAAAUGGGUUUUGCUGUCAACUACUCCUGGAGUUUCGAUUGAGAUUGUUGAUUCGAGCGACUCGGUUCUUCUUAGCUCUGACGAUCCAGACGAGCCAAUCUCCCAGUGGUAUAACUAUAUUGCAUCUCCUGAUCGUGUUCAGCCCUCCUAUUAUAUGGCGUUGGCCACCGCGCACGGAUGCUCAGGAAACAAUGAAAUGUCGGACUUGCUCGGCGAGUUUCAAGGGAAACCUAUCAGAGAGCUGUCUGGGAUCAUAUACGAGCGCUGGGCAACUUAUUCGCAGUAUUGGAAAGCGAUGCCAGCAACCGAUCUUCUGUUUGAUCGUCCGUGCAGCCUCAUCCCAGUCGUUUAUUUGGGCACCUGGGCGCAAACAAGCAUUGUGAGACUCAUGUGGCACCCUCGUCACAGAAGUUGCAACGGAGGAACGGCAAACCUAUUCAAUAUUGUGGAUCCGAGCGGCAGGCUUGUCGGUAUAUGUAGACCCUCUCCGACGCUGCCUCAAGACAAGACUCUCAUGUUCGAUACAGAGACCUACAAGGUGAUGGCUAUCUCGGUUGGGGCACAAACAAGCUACGAAUGCUGUUUCAUCCAGUCAAGCAUAUCUGAUCUACAAGACCCUUCGGUCGUAUUUGACGUCGCGUAUCCUCACCCAGAUGGCACCGGAGUGCCUUUGAUGACGCCUCCUGUCAUCAACAUUAUGGUUCUGGGAAAUAGAGGCGGGCUGCACUUCAGGCACAGCAUCGGUUGGAUAUACCUCCGCCGCUGGGUAGAGCUGAAGCGGCAAUUUGAAUCCAUUGUGCUUUGUUAGAUGACGCAUCAUCGAAACUCCACGAAAUAUAAUGGAUUGUGUGUCUUUCCAUCCCAGCAAAUUCUUGACCCCAGAAUGA